This is a messenger RNA of Phalacrocorax carbo (great cormorant), 2370 nucleotides long. Lineage: Eukaryota; Metazoa; Chordata; Aves; Suliformes; Phalacrocoracidae. The record is from RefSeq and is a predicted model, not a curated record.
CCUCCAUCCCUCCCAUCUCUCCCUCCCUCCCUCCAUCCCUCCCUCCGUCCGUCCGUGGAUGCGCUGAGCCGGGAGCGGAGCGCCGCGCCGCCCUGCCCGCAGCCGCCGGGCCCUGGCGGGGCGGGGGGUCCCGCGCCCCUCUGGAGCGGGCAGCAUGGGGGACGCGGUCCUGCGUGUCGUGGUGCCGCUGCUCGGCUGCCUCCUCUCCGCGGCAUCCAGCAUACGACCAGAGUGCAUCAUCACGCAGGAGAUUGAAGAAUUGCGCAGCCAGUGCUUGGCAGAGCUUGUUAGGGAUAACCAGACUUCAGGUUGUGGAAGGCAAUGGGACAACAUGACAUGCUGGCCUGAAGCGGAGGUGGGAGAGGUUGUGGUACGGCCAUGCCCAAAGUUCUUGAGAUUCGUCACUACUUUUCUUGGGAAUGUGACCAGGAAUUGUACAAGCCAGGGCUGGACAGAUGUGUACCCCACGCCGUAUGCUGUAGCUUGUGGAUAUGAUUCCAACAUCACUGCAGGGGAAGAGCAAACUACAUUCUAUGGCACAGUCAAGACCGGCUACACCAUUGGAUAUACCUUAUCGCUCAUUGCUCUCACGGCUGCUAUGAUCAUUUUAUGUCUCUUCAGAAAGCUACACUGUACGCGAAAUUAUAUUCAUAUGCACCUCUUCAUGUCCUUCAUAAUGAGAGCCAUCGCAGUCUUCAUAAAAGAUGUCAUCUUAUUUGAAAGCGGAGAAUCUGAGCACUGCUUUGUGAGUUCAGUAGGCUGCAAAGCCACGAUGGUUUUCUUCCAGUACUGUGUCAUGGCCAACUUCUUCUGGCUCCUGGUAGAGGGGUUGUAUCUUCACACCCUGUUGGUCAUCUCCUUCUUUUCAGAGAGAAAGUACUUUUGGUGGUACAUCUUGAUUGGCUGGGGUGCCCCCUCCGUGUUCAUCACUGCUUGGACUAUUGUCAGGAUUUACUUUUCCGAUGUUGGGUGCUGGGAGGAAGUCGUGGAAUCCUCAUUCUGGUGGAUCAUUAAAACUCCUAUUUUGGUGUCUAUUUUGGUGAACUUCAUUCUCUUCAUUUGCAUCAUCCGUAUCUUAGUCCAGAAGUUGCAUUCCCCAGACACUGGACACAAUGAAACCAGCCAAUAUUCGAGGCUGGCCAAGUCCACCUUGCUGCUGAUCCCUCUCUUUGGCAUUCACUACAUCAUGUUUGUUUUCUUCCCUGACAAUUUCAAAGCGGAAGUUAAGAUGGUCUUUGAGCUCGUGGUUGGGUCAUUCCAGGGAUUUGUGGUGGCUGUUCUGUACUGUUUUCUCAAUGGGGAGGUCCAAGCUGAGCUCAAGCGAAAGUGGCGGAGGUGGCACCUGGAGCGGUUCCUGGGCUCAGAUAUGAAGUAUCACCACCCUUCCUUAGGCAGCAACGGCACCAACUUCAGCACCCAGAUCUCCAUGCUGACAAAGUGCUCACCAAAGACACGCCGGUGUUCUGGCUUCCAAGCCGAAUUCUCUCUGGUGUGAUGGGGAGAGGCUCUCCGAUCACUGAGCAUCCAAGAAAGAAACUGAGAGACAGAAGGGUCCCAAGGAAUCAGCGAUAUAAUGACAAACCCUUGUGAAAUGACAUGCUCUGCAUGAGCCAACAGAGGACACAAAACUGGAAAAGCCACUGGCAUCCAGAACAAGAUCAGACAAGCUAAGAGGCAGAGAAAUACUUUUCCUCUCCCUCUUUUCAGACCUUUCACUCUUAAGUUUCAGGCCCUCAGGGGUUGAUAACUAUGAGUAAAGGACCCAGACACUUGAGGAGAUCCUGGGAGAUCCUGAUGUGUCAUAAAUAAUGAAGUACGGGGUGGGGGGUAAGGGAGGGGAGAGCCUGAGUCCUUGGUGGCUUUACCAGAACUGGCAUCUCUUCAGAGAUAAAUUGCACUUUUUAAAAAAUGAGCCAGAAAAGGAGAGAGGGAGGCAAGAAACAGGAAAAAGAAAAUGCCAAACAUGAAUGUGCCAAAAGUCCCAUUGAUGAGAGGCGAUAAGGCACUGAAGACAGAGUCAGGGACAUAGGGAGGAGGGACAGGAGGAACACAAGCGGGAAGGCGCGAGGCCAGUGCACAGCCCCUGCCUCUGCAUUUUACAUGUGUGAAGAUGAAGAUGCAGCACCAGGAAAGCCCCUUGGAGGAUGCCCCAGCGCUGCAGUGUGUUCCGCUAAUUGCCCACCAUCCUUGUUAGCAAAAGCUUUCCAAGCACCCUCGGGUGCCCUCUGGAAAAGCAGGUCACUGAGAAGGAACAGCGUGAAUGCCCUUCUCUGCGCUAUGUUCAUGACAUUAUGUUUUGUUUGGUUGUUUUCAAUGAACAGGAAACUCAAUUUGCAUGUAUAAAAACCAGGUACAGAUGCCAAAAGCGAA